Periophthalmus magnuspinnatus is the source of this 6005-nucleotide messenger RNA. It is a transcript of the gene tpp2, whose product is annotated as tripeptidyl peptidase 2. The record is from RefSeq and is a predicted model, not a curated record. Gene Ontology annotation, biological process: proteolysis. Bases 39 to 3860 code for a protein of 1273 amino acids. NCBI's taxonomy places the organism in Eukaryota, Metazoa, Chordata, Actinopteri, Gobiiformes, Gobiidae. Gene Ontology annotation, cellular component: cytosol. The transcript has 29 exons. Gene Ontology annotation, molecular function: serine-type endopeptidase activity; tripeptidyl-peptidase activity.
CCAUUUCGUGCUUUGUUUUCAUUGAGUCUCUGUGGAUCAUGGCUGCUCAUUCUGCUGAAGAACCUUUCCCUUUCCACGGGCUUCUCCCUAAAAAAGAGACCGGGGCCGCGUCUUUUCUGUCCCGGUUCCCAGAGCACGAUGGCCGGGGGGUGCUCAUCGCUGUCCUGGACACCGGGGUGGACCCCGGGGCCCCCGGGAUGCAGGUCACCACAGAGGGAAAGCCAAAGAUCCUGGACAUCAUUGACACGACGGGCAGCGGUGAUGUAAACAUGAGCACAGUGACAGAGCCUAAAGACGGGACAAUCACUGGCCUCUCUGGAAGAAUACUCAAGAUUCCCCCUUCCUGGGUCAAUCCAACAGGGAAAUACCACAUUGGAGUUAAAAAUGGCUACGAGUUCUUCCCUAAGGCACUCAAAGAAAGAAUACAGAAAGAGCGGAAGGAAAAACAGUGGGACCCAGCACACAGGGCAGCGCUCGCAGAAGUCUCCCGUAAAACUGAAGAAUUUGACCUCUCUCAUCCCUCACCCUCUCAGAUUGAGAAGUUGCAGAAGGAGGAAUUGCAGAGUCAGUCAGAGCUGUUAGCAACAUUAGAAAAGAAGUACAGUGAUCCAGGUCCAGUCUAUGACUGUGUGCUGUGGCAUGAUGGCACAACAUGGAGAGCUGUAGUGGACACCACAGAGUGCGGAGAUAUGGCCCAGUGCACUGUGCUGACGUCCUACAAAGAGAACCAGGAUUAUGCAACGUUAGGCAACGCUGAAAUGCUCAACUACUCUGUAAAUAUCUAUGAUGAGGGAAACACACUUUGCAUUGUCACAAGUGGAGGGGCUCAUGGGACACAUGUAGCGAGUAUCGCAGCGGGCUACUUUCCAGAAGAACCUGAACGCAACGGUGUGGCGCCCGGUGCUCAGAUCCUUGCCAUAAAGAUUGGUGACACUCGCCUUAGCACAAUGGAAACAGGCACAGGACUCAUCCGUGCGAUGAUCGAAGUUAUCAACUAUAAAUGUGAUUUAGUCAACUAUAGCUAUGGAGAAGCCACCCACUGGCCUAAUUCAGGGAGGAUAUGCGAGGUGAUCACAGAAGCUGUACAAAAGCACAAUGUCAUUUUUGUUUCAAGUGCUGGAAAUAAUGGCCCUUGUCUUUCAACGGUUGGCUGCCCAGGUGGAACUACAAGUAGUGUUAUUGGUGUUGGUGCCUAUGUGACCCCCGACAUGAUGGUGGCUGAAUAUUCUUUGAGGGAGAAGCUGCCUCCAAACCAGUAUACGUGGUCCUCCAGAGGCCCCUGCACAGAUGGAGCGCUCGGGGUCAGCAUCAGCGCCCCCGGUGGUGCCAUCGCGUCAGUCCCAAACUGGACUCUUCGGGGAACCCAACUGAUGAAUGGCACAUCUAUGUCAUCCCCAAAUGCGUGUGGAGGCAUCGCACUGGUCCUCUCAGGUCUGAAGCAGAACAGAAUUCGUCCCUCAGCACCGGCUGUGAGGAGAGCGCUCGAGAACACAGCCAUUAAAGUGGAUGACAUUGAGAUGUUUGCACAAGGUCAUGGGAUUAUCCAGGUGGACAGAGCGUUAGACUACCUCACUCAACACGCCUCAUUACCCACAAGUCACCUGGGCUUCUCAGUGUCAGUGGGCUCACAGAGAGGCAUCUACCUCAGGGAUCCGUCCCAAGUUCUUGCUCCUUCUGAUCAUGGAGUAGGGAUUGAACCCAUCUUCCCUGAAAACACAGACAAUUCAGAGCGCAUCUCCCUUCAGUUGCACUUGGCCCUCACUUGCACUGCCCCCUGGGUCCAGUGUCCUUCCCACUUAGAGUUAAUGAACCAGUGUCGCCAUGUUAACGUCCGCAUAGACCCAGUGGGGCUGAGAGAAGGAGUGCACUACACAGAGGUCUGUGGCUACGACACAGCAGCACCCACCUGUGGUCCCCUGUUUAGAGUCCCUAUUACAGUCAUUAUCCCAACUAAGGUGCCAGAGAGUCGUAAUCAGGAGGUGUGUUUCACAGACGUCCACUUCAGACCAGGCCAAAUCAGACGCCAUUUUAUCACUGUACCUCAGGGAGCCUCCUGGGCAGAGAUCGCGCUGACUUCUCAUUCAGGAGAUGUAUCUUCAAAGUUUGUUCUUCAUGCGGUGCAUCUAGUCAAGCAGAAAGCGUACAGAGCAAAUGAAUUUUACAAGUUUUCCUCUCUAUUAGAACGAGGGUCAUUAACUGAAGCUUUUCCGGUGCUGUCGGGUAAAAUAGUAGAGUUGUGUAUUGCGCGCUGGUGGGCGAGUCUUGGAGACGUGACUGUGGACUACAGCAUCUCGUUCCAUGGCCUCAGCACGUCUCCCUCACCUUUGCACCUACAUGCGUCUGAAGGGGUGACAAAUUUUGACGUCUUCUCUCCUCUGCGAUAUGAAGAGGUGGCUCCAACCGUCACCCUGAAAUCAUGGGUCCAGCCUCUCAGACCGGUGACUUCUAAGAUCAAGGCCUUAGGAACAAGAGAUGUUCUUCCAAACAACAGACAACUCUAUGAGAUAGUUCUUACCUACAAUUUUCACCAGCCUAAAAGUGGUGAGGUCACCCCGAGCUGCCCCACGCUGUGUGAGCUGUUGUAUGAGUCUGAGUUUGACAGUCAGCUGUGGAUGCUGUUUGAUCAGAACAAGAGACUGCUGGGCUCUGGGGACGCGUACCCACACCAGUAUUCCCUGAAGUUGGAGAAGGGCGACUACACCGUGAGGCUGCAGGUCCGUCAUGAACAGUCCAGUGAACUCGAGCGACUCAAAGAUCUGCCCUUUGUCGUGUCCCAUCGCCUCUCCACCACACUCAGUUUGGACAUCUAUGAAAGCCACCGGGGGGCGCUCAUGGCCAAGAAGAAGGCCAACUCUCUCACCCUGUGUCCUGGAGCCACACAGCCCUUCUACGUCACCUCUCUGCCUGAUGACAAGAUCCCCAAAGGAACAAGUCCAGGCUGUUUCCUUUCAGGGUCUUUGGUUGUUGCCAAAAGUGAAUAUGGAAAGAAAGCAGGGCAGGCCUCUGCAAAACGACAAGGAAAGUUUAAAAAGGACAUAGUGCCAGUUGUGUACCACCUCAUCCCUGCUCCAAACAAAUCAAAGAACGGAGGAAAAGACAAAGAAAAGGACACGGACAAAGAGAAGGAUGUGAAGGACGAGUUUGCUGAAGCCUUGAGAGACUUGAAGAUUCAGUGGAUGACAAAGUUGGACUCAAAUUCAAUUUAUGAUGAACUGAUGGAAAACUUCUCAGAAUACCUUCCCCUGCACGUUCAAAGACUGCAUCAGCUCGACUCUGAAAAGGAGCGAGCUAAACGUCUUAAAGAGGUCGUUGCUGCAGCUGAUAUCGUCAUCUCACGCAUCGAUCAAACGGCUUUGGCUGUUUAUCUCACCAUGAAGACAGACCCCCGGCCAGACGCUGCCUCGAUCAAAAGUGACAUGGAGAAGCAGAAGUCCUCUCUGUUGGACGCCCUGUGUAGAAAAGGCUGCGCUCUGGCCGAUCAGCUCCUGUUGCCGCUCACUCAGGACGGGGCGGCUGCAGGACAGGUCUCAGGAGAGGAGGGGGGAGACCCGGCCCCCAGCAGCUCAGACGACACCGUACAGGCGAUCACCAAAGCCCUGUCCGACGUCUUCUGGGACGUGCAGAAGUGGGCUGAGCUCACGGACUCCAAGGUUCUGAUGUUUUCAUACAAACACGCUUUGGCCAAUAAGAUGUACGGUCGAGCCCUGAAAUUUGCCACAAAGAUGGGAGAGGAGAAGCCCAGUAAAGAAAACAUGAAAAACUGUAUUCAGCUCAUGAAGAAUCUCAGAUGGACCCAUUGCGCCACCUACAGCGAGAACUGGCUCCCCGUCAUGUAUCCUGCAGACUACACCCCUUUUUAAACACAUCCUCUGUCCGCACACACCAUCAGCAUGACCCUCCACCACUCUGACUCCGAGACUAAGUCCUUAGGGUCACUUAGGUUUUUUUUAAAUUAUUUUUACCAACAAAGUUUACUCUGAAUGUUCACAUAUAACUAUGACGCAUUAAGAUCAAGGGAAUGCAGUUUAUUUUUCGUACUGGGACGAUGGCGGUCUGUUCUGAGUAGCACAGCGGGCAUUGCAUCUCUGCCUUGGCUCAAACCCAAAUGCCAGCAAUGCAACAAACACUUUUCAAUCUUCACGUUUUUUGAUGCUAAGGAAAUUUGGACACUGCUUUUUUUAGUGUCAUGAGCACAUUCGAGUCUUCAGACCUACCUAUUGUCAUAUCGUAAUUUUGUUUAUGAUCAAUGUCCAAUCAUCAAACGAUAUCGAUUGAAAACAUGGUGCUGUCUGAACGUGGGACUUUUUAAACAAUCAGACUUGUACAGACACCAUGCCCUGUAGUACAAACAGGUUAUAACAGACUUGCAUAUUAUCGUUUUUAUCGUUUUAAAUUAGAUCUGUUUGUAAGUUAAUGUUAAGUAUAUGCCAUUUUCAGCUCAGACUCAGAUCCAAAACACAACCGUUUUGAGGUGCCUUGUACUCGUACCUUACCGUCUUUCUUUGGGUGUAAAGUUUAGAUUUUUUUUGAGCUGCGAAAAAGUCUCGAAAAAAUCACUCGCUUCACCCAAAUCUUUUCUCACAAACCUCACUUUAACAAACAAUGCAGCUGCCUUUACUCAUCUUAUUUCACUGUAAAUUACUCAGUGUGUUAUUUCUGCAACUUGUACACUGUCAAAUUGUACAUACACGUAACGUACAAUUAUUAAAAUGCAAUAGCUAUAUAGUCAAAUGUUCUAUUAGAUGUAUUUUACAUAUAUGCAUGUCGUCUAGAAUCAAGGCUUUUUAUUUGGACGCAUUUUAUCUUAUUUUACGGUUUAUAAUCCCCAUUACAGUAAUAUUAUACCUAUUAUGAUGUUGAAGAGUGCGUCUGUGAGUGUUUGUACUUGUUUAUUUCAUGUAGUUGAACUUUUUAAACUGACAGAAGCCAUUUAAUUAGAUAGAUAUAUAUGGCCCGAUGUUAUAAAUGCUAAAGUGUAUUUAAAUAUGUCGUUAAUAAGAGCAUCAAGGCAGACCUAAGCUUCACUGUGAUGGUUAUUAUCAGCCAUUACUGUGUCCUGGAAUAUUGGAAAUCAGAGCCAAUAGAUCCUCUUUGAAAAUGGGCAUUGAAGUUUCGUAGGAUUUUAGCACUCGCAGAUUAAUUGUGUGUUAUUUAAUUAAGAAAAUCAAGUGAGUGGCGCUUCGGCCAACGCAUUUUGAAGAAUUCGGCUGCAUUCACGAUAAACCUGCGCAACUGGCUUAACAUAAUGUGUAAUUUUGAUUUAGUAUUUAGAUAUUAUUCAAUUACAUACUGUACAGGAUUCAAGAGACUAUGACUAUUAUCUAAAUAUAAACCAAUGGGCUAAAACGAUGCAAAGAAGCAGGAAGGAGCUCUCCGCUAAGUCCUUUGCACUGCUGAUCUCUCCAUCUUUCGUUACCCGUUGCGUCGUGAAGUGCAUUGGCCACAUGUGUAACCGUCUUUGUGGUUAUAAAGGUCGCAGUGUGCACCUGGGAAUGUGGAAUGAGCCGCUCUCGAGUGCAGAGCGUUUGUGUCUCUGGGGAGUUCAUGAUCUUUUUUUGAGACUUGGAUCUUUGCCAUCACAUCUCACGUUUUUCCCAUGAGGUACGGACCUGCUGCACUUCUGUUUUAAAGCUUUGACUGUCUGCACUUUGUCGGCUCAGGCUUUUUCCCACAUUUAGUUUUUAAUGUUGAUGUUUAUGUCCCGACCUCAUGCAUUUCAAGUGUGUUUGGGGUUUGAUUUAGUAUCCAUUGCCAAUAAUUUCUCAAAUGGCCUUAACUUUCACAUUAAAUGCCGUCCAUUUUAUAGUUUUACAUUUCUCACUUUGCUGGUAUCAGGAAAAAAGUUGAGUGACUUUAAAAGUUAAAAAUGCCAAGAUUUUAAAAUUGUAUGUAUGCAUUUAGUAUUUUUACCCAGAACAUCUUCCCUGGGUGAUGGAGUGAGAGCUUCAGCCACUGACACGUUUUGUGAUCUCAAAACAAUGAAGCAACACUCAAUAAAUGACUAG